This is a messenger RNA of Trichomycterus rosablanca, 1560 nucleotides long. RefSeq names its product thyrotropin releasing hormone receptor 2 (gene trhr2). The transcript is spliced from 3 exons. Lineage: Eukaryota; Metazoa; Chordata; Actinopteri; Siluriformes; Trichomycteridae. Gene Ontology annotation, cellular component: membrane. Gene Ontology annotation, molecular function: thyrotropin-releasing hormone receptor activity. Bases 1 to 1560 code for a protein of 519 amino acids. Gene Ontology annotation, biological process: phospholipase C-activating G protein-coupled receptor signaling pathway. The record is from RefSeq and is a predicted model, not a curated record.
AUGGCAGAAAACAUGAGCUCCAGGAUAGACAGUAACCCGGUGUCGAACAUAUCCCUGGUGAACCCGGGAGAUCCUGUGUCUGAAUCUGUGGAGUAUAAGACUGUAUCUGUGUUCCUGGUGCUGCUGGUAUGUGGCAUAGGAAUUGUGGGUAACAUAAUGGUGGUCCUGGUGGUCCUCACCACACGACACAUGCGAACACCGACCAACUGCUACCUGGUGAGCCUUGCUGUAGCAGACCUGACAGUACUGGUGGCGGCAGGGUUGCCCAAUAUCUCAGAGAGUCUGCUGGCCACUUGGAUUUAUGGCCAUGCUGGUUGUCUGGGUAUUACCUACUUCCAGUACUUGGGCAUCAACGUGUCCUCCUGCUCCAUUACGGCCUUCACUGUUGAGAGAUACAUAGCCAUCUGUCAUCCAAUGAGAGCUCAGACGGUAUGUACAGUCUCCAGGGCUAAGCGCAUCAUUGCAGGGGUUUGGGUCUUCACCUGUGUCUAUUGCAUGCUCUGGCUUUUCCUGGUGGACAUCCAAGUAAACAGUGAUGGUCGUGUGCAGUGUGGGUACCGUGUAUCCCGGGAUCUCUACCUCCCCAUCUACCUUAUCGAUUUUGCGAUCUUCUACGUCAUUCCACUGCUUCUGGCUAUUGCCCUGUAUGGCCUCAUCGCCCGAAUUCUUUACCUGAACCCCCUGUCCCAGCCACCGGACACAGGCACUGUUACAGCCACCACCCUCAGAAGAAGCUGCAAGGAACCUGUGGAUACGGGCAAAGGAAGUCGCAGAGGGCGGCCGAAAAGCACGCUGUCGUCUAGGAAGCAGGUCACAAAGAUGCUUGCUGUGGUGGUGGUCCUCUUUGCUCUACUGUGGAUGCCGUACAGAACCCUGGUACUCAUUAAUUCCUUCGUCAGCAAGCCAUACCUAGAUGCCUGGUUCUUGCUCCUCUGCAGGACCUGCAUCUACGCCAACAGCGCUAUCAACCCAGUGGUGUACAACCUAAUGUCACAAAAGUUCCGCUCAGCUUUCCGUGGUCUGUAUAGAUGCCAGCAUCAGACCGGCCACCAGCGCAGUCUGUCAACACUCCAGACGGGAUACAGUGUAGCCAGAGACCCUCGAAACGCUCAUGUCGUCAACGGUAAGGAGACAGGCAAGAAAAUAUGCUCCGGGCCUGCCACACAGAAACCAGGCAUGGAAAGCAUUGGUGAGAAGAAGGAAACUACAGAGAACACCAGUGUUGAUCACACUGACGGUGAGAAGUUAUUCUUAAAAGCAAAAACAGAUGAAUCCGACCCAGUCCAGGUUCAAGGUGACAUUUCAAACCGUGCCACAGAGAACAUAAAAAUGGAAGAAGAAAAGAAUGGACUGUGCUUGGAGAAAAUGAUUAAUAGCCAGUGUCUGAAAAGUCAUAUCAGGAAAGAAAUGAAAAAUAGUAGUGGUGAUACUACCAAGAUGAUUCCAUCACUUGAUAAAAGUUUCAGCACAGAGAAGAUGGAGCUGGAGUCGGACGAAAUGAAGCCUACAAACAAGCAAGCUGAGCAAAAUGCUAAAGAGUUGAUCCACAGUGCAUUGUAG